AAUCCUUCUUUUUCCCCCACGAGGGAACAGCGAACUCAAAUAUCUAUUCCUUAGCCAGAGCCCGGCCGAAGCAGACUAUCACAAAUUGAUAAGCAGAAAGCAUUUAGCAAGGCAAAGAGAAGCGGCUAUGGAAACUCUUUGCCCCUCACUAUCCACCAUUUCUUUUGGACUCAACUCUCACAAAUCAUUGCGCCUAAUUGCCUCCCUAAACGCUAACAGCAGAUUUCCCAUUUGGGUGCACAACAACAAAACCAAGAACCACUUGAACCUUUCCUUAUCCUCUUCUUCCAGUUCUUGCAUUUGUUCAUCUAAAACUGAAACUGAAACUACAACUUCAGCUUCCUUCGAUUCAACAAGUACCAACAACCAUUGGAUGGUGCUAAUGACGAAGCCUCCAGAAGGGGUCAAUUCCAAACCCCAAAUCAUUGAUUACUAUGUCAAAACUCUGGAAAGAGUUUUGGGCACUGAAAAAGAUGCUCAGAUGUGUAUAUAUGAUGCUUCUUGUGAUACCCAAUUUGGUUUUUGCUGCCACGUUGAUGAACAAACUUCCCGUGAACUUGCUUGUUUACCUGAGGUUUUAUCGGUUAAGCCAGACCCACAUUACAACUCUGAGAAAAAAGAUUACACUGCUUCAAGCAUUCAGCUUACUAACGAAUUCGAUUCAGGAGUAGGAAGUCUGCAGUUAUUUCCUUCUGGCAACACCAAACACUGGCUUGUUCGAAUGGAUAAGCCAGGGGUUGGGGUUGUUACAAAGGCACAAAUGGUUGAUUAUUAUACUCAAAUACUAACCAAGGUUUUGGGAAAUGAGAAGGAUGCCCAAAUGUGCAUAUAUCAUGUAUCUUGGCAAUCCCAUUUUGGUUUCUGUUGUGAACUUGAUGAAGAAUGUGCGCAGGAACUAGCAGGUGUACCUGGAGUUCGAUCUGUUGAGCUAGAUAGGAAUUUUGAGUCAGAUAACAAAGACUAUGGAGGUAAUAAUUUUCAGAAUUCUACAAAUCUGCCAGAGUCUUCAGAAACUAUUGAAAUGACCACCAUAAAAACAAAGAAACUUUUCAUAACAGGCCUGUCAUUUUACACAUCUGAGAAAACAUUACGUGCACAUUUUGAAGGUUUUGGUGAGCUUGUUGAAGUUAAAAUUAUAAUGGACAAGAUCUCUAAAAGAUCUAAAGGUUAUGCAUUUGUGGAAUACACCACAGAGGAGGCUGCAACUGCUGCACUUAAGGAGAUGAAUGGCAAGAUCAUAAAUGGUUGGAUGAUAGUUGUUGAUGUUGCCAAAAGCAGAACUUGAGCAGAGGCGGUUCCAGACCGACAUUCUGAAGAGGAAGAGAAGGAAAGAGUGGAGUGUGGGAUGAAGUAGAAGCAGGAGAUUGUGAGGGGAAGAAAUGCCCUUGUACCAGAAGAAUUUUGCAGAUAGACUACCGAAAUUUUGUACAUUAAAAUUACUAGAAAUGAUCAAUAGCUGUUGAAAUUGUUACAUCAAUAUAUUUUACUUCAUUUAGGUAAAUGCCUUCUUAAGUGCCAGCUUGGUCACUGAAGAUCACUUAAGAAAACAGAGCCUAUUUACACAGUAGAAAAUUGACCUUAGAAACAGAGCCCAUUCCAUCUGAUGACACGUCCCCUCCACACAAAUUCCCAACCAAACCCCUAUAAAAUCCCAAACCUCGGCAAAGUCUGGAGGAAAGUAGCAGAAAACAACCAAAGCUAAUGUGUGUGAGAAAGCCGAAGAGUCCACCUCCAUGGGAAGCCCUUGUUUUGGUUGCUCACUACCUUGAUCCUAAAGCCUUAGCCACGGCUUCGUGUGUUUCCAAGCCAUGGUCUGUAGCCAUGUCCUUUAGACCACAUCUGGCAACCGCUUUAUUCUUCCCGCUACCUUUCUUUGUCCAACCUCAAAAUAUCCUAUCCUUCAGUCCCAUAUCUCCGCCUCUAUGCUACUGGCCUCGCGGCUUCCAAACGCCGCUUUAAACCCCCAUCAAAGCCACGCCUUUCCUUGGACAACCUCGUCUUUGCCAUUGAACUAUCCACCCGGAGAGCCCCUGUUCUCACCAUAGCAGAAACAGCAAGCAGAAUCAAUAACAUCCAGGGAAAUGAAGUGUUUUAAGUUCGAUAUUGAUGUAAAUUGCCAUGACUGUUAUCCGGGAAUUAAAGCUUUAGAAAAGAUAAAGAUAACGUGGAACGUGGUGUUAAAAGGAUGGGAAGCAGUGUUCACGAUGAUGGACUGCGAAGGAAAGUUAAGUUCCACGGCGGCAGUGGAAGGAUGGUUCUUGGAGGAGCUUCCUUCUCCAGGGUGUUGCUCCACCGAUGUGGGAAGUGGGAUGGUUGCGGAUUUGAAGUUGGAAUUUUCUGCGGAUUUGGAAGUAGAAAAAAGUGAGUGUAGGAAUUUUGAGGUGCAUAGAUUGGAGAUAUGCGAAUAUUGAUGAUGGGCAUAGAUAUUUGCAGCAGUUUCUUCUGCUUUAAUGUAAAUUAAUUCCAUGUUUUUGUUCCACAUUGAGUAACAUGAAUGCUAAAUC
Molecule: messenger RNA, 2504 nt
Organism: Durio zibethinus
Lineage: Eukaryota; Viridiplantae; Streptophyta; Magnoliopsida; Malvales; Malvaceae
Product: RNA-binding (RRM/RBD/RNP motifs) family protein
Biological process (GO): cytidine to uridine editing; mitochondrial mRNA modification
Cellular component (GO): mitochondrion
Molecular function (GO): RNA binding
Source: RefSeq, a predicted model, not a curated record